Messenger RNA from Rhizoctonia solani, 6624 nucleotides. Its product is annotated as dual-specificity tyrosine-(Y)-phosphorylation regulated kinase. Gene Ontology annotation, cellular component: large ribosomal subunit. NCBI's taxonomy places the organism in Eukaryota, Fungi, Basidiomycota, Agaricomycetes, Cantharellales, Ceratobasidiaceae. The record is from RefSeq and is a predicted model, not a curated record. Gene Ontology annotation, biological process: translation; peptidyl-threonine phosphorylation; peptidyl-serine phosphorylation. Bases 1 to 6624 code for a protein of 2207 amino acids. The transcript has 14 exons. Gene Ontology annotation, molecular function: ATP binding; structural constituent of ribosome; protein serine/threonine kinase activity.
AUGUUGGGGCUCGUGAGAGGCAUGGCGAGUGUUGGAUUAGACUCUUUGGCUCCUGCAAGGGGUUCUACACACCAGCCGAAACGCCUUGGUCGUGGCCAAGGUUCUGGAAGAGGCGGCACUUCUGGCCGAGGUCAUAAAGGACAAAAGGCGCGAAGUGGGAACGGGAAACCCAAAGUUGGAUUCGAGGGAGGACAGACGCCAAUUUCCAGGCGGUUCCCAAAGAGAGGUUUCUUUAAUCAAACCGGCAAAACGUGGGCUCCGGUAAAUCUCGAACGCAUCCAGAGCUGGAUUGACCAGGGCCGAUUGACGUCUUCACCUACACAUCCAAUUACAGCUCGAGAGCUCUUGUUAUCUGGGUGUGUACAUGGUGUGCAUGAUGGGGUCAAGUUAUUAGGUGAUGGCGCCGAAUUUUUGAAAACCGCGAUCCAUAUUGAGCCAUCCCGGGCGUCUCAGAGUGCAAUCAAGGCGGUCGAGGCGCUUGGGGGGAGUGUCAAGUGCAUAUAUUACAAUCCACUCGCUCUGAGAGAUUUGGUCAAGGGAAGGACCGAUCGGAAACGUGCUGCACCGACGCGUAAAUCCGAUAUUGAAUGGUAUUCGAGCUGGAAGAACCGUGGAUACAUGGCCACCCCCCAGACGGCGGAAGAAGUCAAGGUGGCGAAAAAAGCGAUAUUCGCAGGGCCAGGGCCUCGAGUACGCCUGAAGAUGUCGCGAAGCUCUCCUCCACCAACCUCGCUGCGGCGACCCUCGGGCACCUUCCGCACAAGCGUAUUAGGCAACCACAUUGCAGCCCCCCCGCCACCGCCAGAGCCAUCUGAGGCAGACAUCGAGCCAAGACGCCAGGAGCGCAAGUCAUCGCGACAUAGCAUCCGCAUAGAGACUGGAUCAGCCAAUCCACCUUCAAACGCACGUCUUAACACCGAAGAUAAGACGCGCCCGACGUCGGUUGCAUCGUCCGAGUUUGACCCAUACUACUUUUCAACACAUUCCCCCAACCAAUCACGACGCGCCUCGAUCGCACCAGAAGAGACCCCACCAGAUGCCGUUCAGGAACAUCAGUCCACGGUCAAGGCUCGCAAUCGGCUCUCGAUUAACCGCACGAGUUUAUUGAUUCCAGACACUCCUGCCCGAGAUCCGGCAUCUAUCGACCGUCGUGGACUGGUCGGAGUCGGAGAGCUCGCAACCCCGCGAUGGACUGUAGCUCGCGACGCGCGCGUAGUAUCUCAUGGUCAUCACGAACAUCACCAAGAUGGUAUUCAUCCUCCCCAUACACCAGGUGAGGAGGUUCCAAACAGCCCAUGGACUAUCGAAGCUAUAGAGGCUAGUGAUUCAGGUGAUGGCAGGUUGUUAUCAACAAAGUUUCCUCGUUCAGGGCUCGCAACCUCUUCUCGAACGUCACUCUCCUCCAGUGUUUCUGCCAGCCAUCGUCAGGACUCUGGCCAACCACCACUACCUCAGAUCGAGUCCUCCAUGCAUAAAUCAGUUAAACCGAAAAUGUCCAUGACAGAAGAAUCAGGGGGAGAAGAAAUCUUGUAUAAACCCCCACCGCGAAAACCUGCUGCAAGGCCCUCCGUCUCGUCUAUCUCAGGAAAGCGUCUCAGUGGAGUUUAUGCCCAUUAUCGUGAUGGUGCUGGCUCGUCGGUUGACAUUGUUCCAAGCCCGAUUGAUGUUUCAGAACAACCCUCUCCCUCCACAGGGUCCGCGCUUCUACCGCCCCCUUCUGCUUAUGGUCAACAAACAUUCCCUAAAGCUAGGAAGCGCACGUCAGACGAGUUCGCAAUGGACCAAAGCGGCACCUUGAUUUCAAAGACCACGGGUUCCGCGAUAGUGAACCCUGGUGCUGCCGAACGAGAAAAGGAACGCGAAGACAAGAUCUCACGACGACGAAGCCUAGGUGUUGGCGUACCGACCAAGUCCGACCGUACCCCCGGCAAGGAACGACGACGAGGCGAGAGCAUCGCAUUGGGCAUGAGCUCCACCAAGUCCCCACCUGCGAGCGCGACUCCACGCGUGACAGGCGACAAACACGCCCGACAAGCAUCUGCCUCCUCUACGUCAUCUUUCCACGAUAUCACACAUCCACGACGCCACGACUUUUCGCAUCUCCCACCAUCCCCGUCGACGAGCUCUAUUCAACACUUCAUGAGGCACGGAACCGCUCCCCCUGCACCCAAUACGCCCCCGCUCCCUUCCCACCAGUCCUCUCCGGCUGUGGCGCACUCGCUGCUACGUGGAACUCAGGAGGGAUGGGCUGCGCUAGAAGAUUCCUCUACCGCCGAGGCGCUCCGCAAGCUUGAUGGUCUAUCUGGGAAAAGUGUGCGUGCUCGUAGUUCGGUUGGGAGUAGCAGUCGUCCUAACACUCCGGGCAAUAACAAGACUGGGCGCUUGUCGCACGCAGGGAGCAAGGAACAACUUGGAUCAAUAGUUGGUCAAGAGGCAGAUCCCCCUCCUCCCCCAGAGCAAGUUGUCGCUGCUAACACAGGAGCUGCCGAAAACCGACGAGCAGGGACGGGCCGCCAGGAACGCGGGCUAGUAUGGGUCCGCCAACUCCGAAGCGAAGUUCAGCCUCUUCCACAACUUUCACCGGUACCCCAACAACAGGGUCCCGUGACUCGGCCUCUCUUUCUGCUGCAACAAGCGCCACCUCAAUGUCCCUCUCCAGCCGCAAGCUACGAAGAAAUAGUGCAGGCAGCGACGCCUGAAGAAGAAGGCUCGGGCGCCGACAUCCCUCCUGUCCCACCUUUGCCGAAGGACUUGAGCGCGUACAGGACACCACCCACAGCGGUUGGAAUCGUAUUCCCCACUUCGAGCUCAGCAGACGACGGCGGUGCUUCGACAGAUGAUCCCGACAGAACUGUUGUAUUCCCGAGCAUGACCAUCACCUCCCCAACAUCCCCUCCUGUGGCUCAACGACAGCCUUCCAAGAAGUGGAGCUUCUCUAACGCGCUGAAUCUCAGGUUGCCUGGCUCGGCUGGUUCUCCAAAGGAGUUGGGGUUGCACAUUGGCCCGGGAACGCCUGGCAAGGAGAAGGAACAGUGGACCAGCAAGGGAGAACAACAUCAGCCAACAUCUCAAAAGGAUGCCUACUCUCAACACUCGAUUUCCCAAAGAACACCUCGGUCUCAAGGGUCAGUCUCAUUCAGCGCUGGACACGGCGAGAUAGAUGCCUCCGAGUCGCCCUCGGAUUCGUCUCCUCUUACUGGCGGUGGAGGAAGCUUGGAGAACUGGACUGCAGUGGAACACGAAUACUCUCCAGGCGCGCACGACUUUUCGCCAAGCGCUCCGGCAAGUGCAAUGGGAGAAUAUCAUUCGUUUUCGAGGGUCAUGGAAAGUGCACACAACUACCCGAAGACACCCGACGCAAACACCCAGGCCUUCCCAAGGACACCCGAGACAGCGCGCACUCAAGCUUACCCACGAACACCCCAAGGGAGCCAUCUAUCGGCCGUACCCGAAGGAUCUGUUCGACAUGGACCGCGAACUCCGGACGGUCAUGCAUCCGAAGCGCAAAGCAUGUCGAGCUCAAGUACACUCGAUACUGCUGCACAGGUGGUGAGCAGCCCAUCACCCAAGGUGCCACGGAGAUUGACUCCCUCGUCUAUUCCUUUCUUCCGCCGUUCCUCGUCUCACUCCAUCCACCAGGGUACGCAGCCCAUUACCAUCUCUCAUCGUCACCAGCAGCGCGAUCGUGAGGGUUCCGUGUCGCCCACGUUCCCAAUGCCACAAAGCCUGACUCAUCAGGCCUCGUCCCACUCGGUAUCAUCUAUGGCAUCUGAGUCUGGAUUUUCUCAAUCCGGUUACUCGGGGGUGUCUGGGCCGCCGAGCGCUUCCAAAAAGACGAGCGUGCUCAACCUCGGUUCAUUACUCAAGGGGUCCAGCUCGCGGAAGAGCAUGGGUGGUAGUGGUGAUAAAAGUGAUGCUAACAAGUCUGGGAGGAAAAAGAGAGGAAAAAGAAGGACGACAAGGAGCGCAGCGAGAGCAGAAUUUCGGCGCUUAUGGGAAGAAAAGGGGCAAGGUCAGUCUACUACUGUGCUACAGAGAACCUUGGACUAUAUAUUAAUCUGGGCGAAUUUAGACCAUCUCGUCUGCGGAUGCAAAGCGGGGAUCAAAGCCAGUGAACCUCCCACCAAUGCAGAUGUCGAAUCUACCGGCGUCUACUGUUCAACGUGUGGCCAACCUCAAGUCCAGCAGCUCGCCUUCGUCUGUGACCCGAGCAACGCUUUCGUCUUCCAACCGCUCGCAGCAUCUCCGGCCAGCAACAUGAGCAAGGCGUCCGACGCAUCCCUCCGAAGCACCCGACACCAUCUUCCUACAAUCGCCGGUUCGCCAUCGGUUGGUACAGGUGGUCAACACUCAAAAGAACGGGAAGGAGUGAGCGCCAUGUCCAAUGUGACUGUCAAGGAUACACCCACCAAAAUACCGCGUAUGUCCACUCAUCGCACGCCAGUUCAUGCUUCGCCAAUCAAGCCUGGACUAAAUCCUUUUUCCAUCCCCCUUGUAGGCUCUCGCCGCACGAGUUUGAACGUUACGGGUCUCGGCACAGCGCAGCAAUCGGCUCAGACUCCAUCGAGAGACACCUCGCCGUCCGGCCAAAGCUCAAAUACGAACGAGUUUGGGAUGGUUUCUUCCAACGAGACCCCCAAGCCCCACUUUGCGGGCGCAAGUCAGUCGGUCAACCAUCGCUCCUCGGUCCGUGCAUCACCACAGUCCGUCUCGCGUGUGCCACGCCAGUCACUGGUCAACCUUCCGAUUACCACUGGCAAUUCGUCUUCGUCAUCCUCAGCGGCUACGCCAUCUGCCAAGAAGUCCUCACAUCCAGUAUCGCUUAGCAGUCUCCGCAAGUUCUCGAAUAAUUCCACCUCUGUGAGCGCCGGUUCUACUUCUAAUGGAGGAGCAAAAGAAUCCCAUCACUCACGCCUUUCCAUUCUCUCUCCAACGAAAUUGAAGUUUUUGAGCCCCAAGGUGAAUUUGCCUGUCACCCGAGUCACGGAUACGUCUUCCAGGAGCAUUGUCCCUGGGACACCUUCGUCCUCAAGGCAGUCCUUGUCAACACCGUCUCCUGUACCUCAGGAAGUUGAUGAUGAGGAAGUUGCUGGUGAUGAGGAAAUGAUGGCCUAUAUCAAGCGGCUGCAUGCUCGCAAGCUCGCUGCCGGCGCUAAGCGUGAGGAGCUAGAGGACAUGCUCAAGUUCCCUGAACCGAUUCCUCCUAAGGCUGGAUUAAGCCCUGCUGAUUUGCUCGCUUCGUCCCAAAAUGACUACUUGUGUCAGUACGAGCGCAAGGAAGUGAUGGACUUUGAGCGCGCCUACUAUGUCGGCCAAGGCAGCAAGAAGAACAUGGCCACCCUUGAUCAUUCCACAAACAACUAUGGCUACGAUGAUGAACGGGGCGACUAUUUGGUUAUCAAACAUGACCACCUCGCGUACCGCUAUGAGAUCAUAGAUACGCUAGGGAAGGGCUCAUUCGGACAAGUGCUUCAAUGCCGUGACCACUGCACCGGAUUGUCGGUAGGAAUCAAGAUCAUCCGUAACAAGAAACGGUUCCACCACCAAGCCCUCGUUGAGAUCAAGAUUCUCGAAAGCCUCAAGAAAUGGGACCCCGAGGAGAAGAGCCAUGUUUUGAAGAUGAACGAGUAUUUCACAUUCCGCAACCACUUAUGCAUUGUUACCGAGCUGCUCAGUAUCAACUUGUACGAGCUCAUCAAGGCCAACGGGUUUGCUGGAUUCACUACAGCCCUCAUCCGCCGUUUCACGACUCAAAUGCUUGCGUCGCUCGUGCUGAUGCGCCAACAUAGAAUCGUCCAUUGUGACCUCAAGCCUGAGAGUGCCUUGAAGGUCAUCGACUUUGGUAGCAGCUGCUUCGAGCAUGAAAAGGUCUACACCUACAUUCAAAGUCGAUUCUACCGAUCCCCAGAGGUUAUUCUUGGGAUGAAUUAUCAUAUGGCCAUUGAUAUGUGGAGUCUUGGAUGCAUCUUAGCCGAGCUCUAUACUGGCUUCCCCAUCUUCCCUGGCGAAAACGAGCAGGAGCAACUUGCGUGUAUUAUGGAGGUCCUCGGGGUUCCUGACAAAGACUUGGUUAACAGAAGCUCAAGGAAGCGUUUGUUCUUUGAAAGCAACGGACAGCCACGCCCUGUUGUCAACUCCAAGGGCCGUCGUCGCCGCCCUGGUUCGAAGACUCUUGCUCAAGUCCUGCGUUGUGACGACGAGUUAUUCAUUGAUUUUAUUGCCAAGUGCUUGAUAUGGGAUCCGGAGCGUCGACUAAAGCCUCAGCCUGCGCUCCGUCAUCCGUUUAUCACCGCGGGCCGUCGUCCUAAGAUUACUAGCCCUGCCCCUGCUAUCAGCUCGCGCCACAUAUUUACCCCUAGCUCCUCAACUUCGACUGUAACCAGCUCACGCUCAAAGCCCCACGCGACUCCUCAAAAGUCACAAAUUGGUGCUCCCACCCUCAGCUCUCGAAUCGCCCGUGUUCCUGCCAGCUCUACCAACGCCUCAGUACCCCAGACACCUACCUCUGCAUCACACACCACCAACCAGGGUACAACUCCUUCUCAUCGAUACCGCGUCCCUGCAUCGUCUUCAUACUCUUCGCGAACACUUGCACCUACAUCAUCCAAUGGCUAUGCGCAGUAA